CUUAAACUCUCAAUUUUUUUUUCUAAAUUAAGAAAGUUAAAAAGUAAAAAUAAAAAAAAUUCUUGAAUUCAAUAUUCCCCAAAAUAUCCUUCACUUUUUCACUCUCCCUUCUUCUUGUUCUUCAUUCCUCUUUCUCUCUCCUCACUCAAUCAGUCAUUCUCUCUCAACAAUCAACAAUGUCGCUCCUCUUCCGAGACAGGAGCUCACUUGGCGAUUCCAAACGCGAAACCACUCCACCACCACACCAACCACCCUCUCAACCACCGUCAUCUUCUCUCUCCUCUCCCUUCGCCGCCGACCUCACUUCCUCCCUCUCUCUCCUCGACCUCCGCUCCACCGCCUACGAAAUCUUCGUCGCCGCUUGCCGCACAUCCUCCGGCAAAACCCUAGCUUCCUCCUCCUCCUCCUCACCGACCUCCGCCGCAACAACCACCAAUGGCGGCGCAAACUCCGGCGGAAGUGGAAACUCCGGCGGAUUGCAGCGGUCGUUGACGUCGACGGCGGCGAGUAGAAUGAAGAAGGCGUUAGGGUUGAGAUCUUCCGGGGCGUCGAGUUUAGGGUUGAGGAGGAGUAGUAAUGGCGGUAGUCCUGGGUCUCAGGUUGGUGAGAGUAGCCCUAAGAGUAAGCCUUUGACUGUUGGUGAGCUUAUGAGAGUUCAGAUGAGAGUUUCUGAGACUGUUGAUUCUAGAAUUCGCCGAGCUUUUCUUAGGAUCGCUGCUUCUCAGCUUGGAAAACGUAUUGAUAACCUUGUUCUUCCACUUGAGCUGUUACAACAACUGAAGUCAUCAGACUUUACUGAUCAGCAAGAAUAUGAUGCAUGGCAAAAACGAAAUCUGAGGGUUCUUGAAGCUGGGCUUAUCUUACAUCCUUAUCAGCCAAUUGGUAAAGCUGAUGCUGCUGCCCAGCGACUGCAAAAGAUUAUUCGAGGAGCUUUAGAGAGGCCUAUAGAGACGGGAAAAAAUAAUGAAUCAAUGCAAGUUCUCCGCAGUGCUGUUGUGGCUUUGGCUUGCAGAGCUGCUGACGGAUUAUCGGACUCUUGUCACUGGGCUGAUGGGUUCCCUAUCAAUCUCUGUCUCUAUGAGAUGUUGCUGGAAGCAUGCUUUGAUAUUAAUGAUGAAUCAACGAUUAUUGAAGAGGUUGAUGAACUUAUGGAACUUAUCAAGAAAACCUGGCCUAUUCUUGGCAUCAACCAAAUGUUGCAUAACCUCUGUUUUACAUGGGUUCUAUUUAAUCGUUUUGUUGCUACUGGUCAAGUGGAAAAUGAACUCCUAUCUGCAGUUGAUGGUCAGCUAGAAGAAGUAGCAAAGGAUGCAAAGACAACAAAGGAUUCGGUAUACUCUAAGUUUCUGAGUGCAACAUUAACUUCAAUCUUGAGUUGUGUUGAAAGAAGACUGCUUGCAUAUCAUGACACGUUUGAUAGUGUAAAUAUUAAUACCAUGCCUCAUAUAGUUUCAAUUGGGAUAUCAGCUGCAAAAAUAUUAGUUGAAGAUAUAUCUCAUGAGUAUCGUAGAAAGAGGAAAGGCGAAGUUGAUGUGGCUCGUAGUAGAAUUGAUACAUACAUCCGGUCAUCACUUCGUACUGCAUUCGCUCAGAGGAUGGAGAAGGCAGAUUCAAGCCGGAGAGCAACAAAGAAUCAACCGAACCCUCUUCCGGUUCUUGUAAUCUUGGCCAAGGAUGUUGGUGAACUUGCUUCUCAUGAGAAGAAAGUAUUCAGUCCAAUAUUGAAGAGAUGGCAUCCUUUGGCUGCUGGUGUGGCAGUUGCUACCUUACAUGCUUGCUAUGGAAAUGAAUUGAAGCAGUUCAUUUCAAGCAUAUCAGAGUUGACACCUGAUGCUGUGCAAAUAUUGAGAGCAGCUGACAAGUUGGAGCAAGAUCUUGUGCAGACAGCAGUUGAGGAUUCAGUGGAUAGUGAUGAUGGUGGCAAAGGAAUUAUCCGUGAGAUGCCACCAUAUGAGGCUCAAGCUGCCAUAGCCAAUUUGGUCAAAGUUUGGAUGAAGAUGAGACUAGAUAAAAUGAAGGAAAGAAUUGACAGAAACAUACAACAAGAGGCUUGGAAUCCACGUGCUAGUCAAGAGGGACUUGCACCAUCAGCCAUUGAGGUACUGCGGGUCAUUGAUGAAAUUUUGGAUGCAUUCUUUCAGCUACCUAUUCCAAUGCAUCCAGCACUGCUCCCUGACUUAGUAGCUGGCCUUGACCGAUGCUUACAGUACUUUGUAAGCAAAGCAAAAUCUGGCUGUGGAACACGUAGUACAUUUCUGCCAACUAUGCCGGCUUUAACCAGGUGUCCAAUAGGGUCUAAAUUAGGUGUAUUUAAGAAAAAAGAUAAACCAGUAAAUUCUCAGAGAAAGAGCUCUCAAGUUGCCGUGAAUGGGGAUACUGCUUCUGGGGUGCCACAACUUUGUGUGCGUAUAAAUACCUUACACAAAAUUCGGGCAGAGUUGGAAGCUGUAGAGAAAAGAAUUAUCACACAUUUGAGGAAUUGUGAGUCUGCUCGUGAAGAAGAUUUUUCCAAUGGUACAGGGAAGAAGUUUGAGUUGACACCAGCAGCAUGCCUCGAAGCAAUCCAUCAACUUUCUGAGGCUGUAGGUUAUAAACUAGUCUUUCAUGAUCUAAGCCAUGUUCUAUGGGAUAAUUUAUAUAUUGGAGAUGCAUCGUCUUCUAGAAUUGAACCUUUUCUACAGGAGUUGGAGCAGAACUUAUUGGUCAUAUCAGACACUGUGAAUGAAAGAAUACGCACUCGGAUUAUUACUGACAUCAUGAAAGCAUCAUGUGAUGGAUUCUUGCUGGUUUUGCUUGCUGGAGGGCCCUAUCGUGCCUUUUCUCAGAAGGAUUCACAGAUCAUAGAGGAUGAUUUAAAAGCCCUUAAAGACCUUUUCUGGGCUAAUGGUGAUGGGUUGUCCACUGAUUUGAUUAACAAAUAUACAUCUACACCAAGAGAAGUCCUUCCUCUCUUUCGAACUGAUACAGAAUCUCUCAUUGAACGUUUUAGACAAGUGACUAUUGAAACUUAUGGUUCGUCUGCCAAAUCUAGAUUUGGGUUCCCGUUGCCUCCUACAUCAGGCCAAUGGAACCCUACUGAACCAAACACAUUAUUGCGUGUCCUGUGUCACAGGAAUGAUGAUGCUGCUUCAAAGUUCCUCAAAAGAACCUAUAAUCUGCCCAAGAAACUGUAGUUAAUUACACGGCUACCACUCUAUUGUCAAAUUUUGCUUCUGCAGAAUGGCCCCAUGGUUCUAGGUUGGUUAGCAAGCUUCAGUUGCUUGGUAAAGUUUUGUACAUCUUUUAACUAAACAGCGGUUAAACACAAAUGUGAACCUCGCCAGUCAAAAAGCUUCACGUAUUUGGAGCAGGAGGACUUCCGAAGCUCCUACAGGCUUGCAAUGGAUGAUUAUCACUAUAUGUAGACUAUUAUUGCCUUUUCUACGGUAAUUCAUCAUAUUACUAUUGUAUUUUUCCUCAGUUUGCAGGCAUUUGAUAGCUCUGUGCUGCGCAUUGUGGUGGUGUUUUCCUUGUUCCAGAUGCUUGGCUGCUUCUGGUAUGUGGCACAAGCACAGAAGGUUUGAUACGAUCUACCAGUGUUCAUACUGUCAUUUGUUAUAUGUAUGUAUUAUAGUCAUCUUUCAUUCUUUUAGUGUAAUUGAAAUAAUAAUUCUUUUAUAAAAAAUAUUCAUUAUUAUUUGCCCUACCAAAAUACCAUAUUGUUCUCUAAGAGC
This is a messenger RNA of Chenopodium quinoa (quinoa), 3713 nucleotides long. RefSeq lists its product as uncharacterized. NCBI's taxonomy places the organism in Eukaryota, Viridiplantae, Streptophyta, Magnoliopsida, Caryophyllales, Amaranthaceae. The coding region runs from base 177 to 3173 and encodes 998 amino acids. The record is from RefSeq and is a predicted model, not a curated record. The transcript is spliced from 5 exons.